UGCUGCCUGAUGUGUGUUUGAAUCGUAACGAAAGAAAGAAAGAAAAAAAAAAAACAAGCCGCUUCUUCUUCCUCGCAUUGCGCGUCAUUCAAACAGGACUCAGUAUAUUGCUUUUCUCUCUGUUGCAUUAGUAAUAACAGCGGCGUUGACGGGAGACCGCAGGAGAGAGUGUGUGUGUGUGUGUCUGUCUCCGACAGCGGUGCCCAGCGGAGGAAUAUUUGAGCUUUUUUUUAUUUACUCUGCAGCUUGUUGUUCAUUUUCUCUGCGUUAUGGUGAACUUGGACAGUCACGUGCGAAGACGGCUGCAAGUGUAGAGGACGACGGUUUCUCACCUGGCGUGUCCACUUUGACUUUAGGGAAAUAUACCUGCCGUUUCUCGUGCUGACACCAAGCUGCAACCUUCAGGGGUGAAAGAUGGAAGCCAGCACGGAUUGCCAGAAACUGCAGUUCCUGUAAUAGCCACUUGAGACUGUCUCCAAAAGCGAGUCAAUCUCCACAGACUCCAGCAUUAAAUCGCUGAACUCUACAGCCUGAGAGCUGACAUUGCUGGACUGCUACCCCACCUGUGACGGACAACAACAGCAAGUUCUCUCCCUGAGGGGAUGAAAUAUGUAUACAGUGCACCCGUAGAAAAAAGCAGACGACAAACACUGUAAAGUGCAAAGUGGUUUUAAAUCAUGAUGAUGCAGGAGUCGGCCACAGAGACAAUAAGCAACAGUUCAAUGAGUCAAAAUGGAAUGAGCACCCUAAGCAGCAGCCAAUUAGAGGCUGGCAGUAGAGAUGGGAGAUCAAGCGCUGGUGACACAAGCAGCGAAGUAAGCACAGUCGAGCUGCUGCAUCUGCAACAACAGCAGGCUCUACAAGCAGCGAGGCAAUUACUCUUGCAGCAGCCAGGCAGUGGCCUGAAAUCUCCAAAGAGUCAGGACAAGCAGCGUCCACUGCAGGUUCCAGUGUCAGUGGCCAUGAUGAGUCCCCAGGUGAUGACGCCGCAGCAGAUGCAGCAGAUCCUCCAGCAGCAGGUGCUUUCCCCCCAGCAGCUCCAGGCUCUGCUCCAGCAGCAGCAGGCUGUAAUGCUGCAGCAGCAACACCUGCAGGAGUUUUAUAAGAAACAACAGGAACAGCUUCAUCUGCAACUUCUGCAGCAGCAACACCCUGGCAAGCAGGCUAAAGAGCAACAGCAGCAGCAGCAGCAGCUGGCCGCCCAGCAGCUCGUCUUCCAGCAGCAGCUGCUGCAGAUGCAGCAGCUCCAACAGCAGCAGCACCUGCUCAACAUGCAGCGGCAGGGCCUGCUCACACUGCCUGGUCCCGCUCCAGGCCAAGCCGCCCUGCCCGGACAAACCCUACCCCCACCAGCUGGAUUGAGCCCCGCAGAGCUCCAGCAGUUGUGGAAGGACGUUACCGGAGGCGGUGGUCACGGAAUGGAGGACAACGGCAUCAAACACAGCAGCGGCACUGGCACCGGCGUGGGUGGCGGCGGCGGUUUAGACCUGUCCACUAACAACUCUUCUUCAACUACCUCCUCCUCCAAUCCCGCCAAAGCAUCGCCGCCCAUCUCUCACCAUUCCAUCGCCAACGGACAGUCUCCCGCCCUCAACCACAGGAGAGAGAGGGAAAGGGAAAGAGAACGGGAGCGAGAGAGUUCACUACACGAAGAAAGUGGAGGGACUCACCCCCUGUAUGGUCACGGUGUGUGCAAGUGGCCCGGCUGUGAGAACAUCUGUGAAGACUUUGGACAGUUUUUGAAGCACCUAAACAGCGAGCACGCCCUCGACGAUCGGAGCACGGCUCAGUGUAGAGUCCAGAUGCAGGUCGUACAGCAGCUAGAAAUACAGCUUUCUAAAGAACGUGAGCGUCUUCAGGCGAUGAUGACCCACUUGCACAUGCGGCCCUCAGAACCCAAGUCAUCUCCCAAACCACUCAACUUGGUGUCCAGCGUCACCAUGUCCAAGAACCUGCCCUCGGCGUCACCCCCCAACUUACCUCAGACACCGACCACGCCCACAGCACCUAUCACACCCAUGGCUGCAAUGCCCCACGUGCCAUCGGUGCUGGGAGGAGCAAACGUCCCCAGCAUGGGAGCCAUGCGCAGACGCCACUCGGACAAAUAUUCCAUGUCUUUGUCGUCAGGUGGUGACACAGUAUUUAUUUUUCCAGAGAUUGCCCCAAACUAUGAGUUUUAUAAGAACGCAGAUGUCAGACCGCCAUUUACUUAUGCAACCCUCAUAAGACAGGCUAUCAUGGACUCUGCUGACAUGCAGUUAACACUUAAUGAAAUCUACAGCUGGUUCACGCGCACGUUCGCUUACUUCAGACGCAAUGCUGCAACUUGGAAGAAUGCUGUCCGCCACAACCUCAGUCUGCACAAGUGCUUUGUGCGCGUGGAGAAUGUGAAGGGGGCAGUGUGGACAGUAGAUGAGGUGGAGUACCAGAAACGCAGGUCGCAGAAGAUCACGGGAAGCCCAUCACUUGUCAAGAAUCUGCCCUCCAGUCUUGGCUAUGGAACUGCACUAAAUGCCAGCUUACAGGCUGCCCUAGCAGAGACCUCCUUGCCUUUGCUGGGAACCCCGGGGCUCAUGGGCAGUGGUGCCACAGGCCCGAUGGGAGGCACCUGCCACGGCCUCCUCGGCGGAGACCCGUCCGGACUGACCGCAGGAAGUCCGCCUGGCCAGUUGGGAGGGAGCCCACCGGGGUUGCUGGGUGUUAGUCCCCCAGUUACGCUGAGCGGCAGCCCCCCCAUGCUGCUGCAGUCAGCCCACGAGGACCUCAACGGUUCAGUCGACCACCUGGACACCAACGGACACAGCAGCCCCAGAUACUCCCCUCCAGUACACAUGCCACCCAUUCACAUAAAGGAGGAGCCACUUAAUAUGGACGACGACGACUGUCCGAUGUCACUUGUGACGACAGCCAAUCACAGUCCAGAGCUGGAGGAGGACCGGGAGCUGGAGGAAGGGAACUUAUCGGAAGAUCUGGAGUGACUAGGAUACAGUUUUUGGUCAACAUAUCCCUUCACCGAACCGCACUGUUUCUCUCACACAGACCUCCCGCAAGACUAGAAACCACUCCACAGUCCAAGCAACCACAGCUGACUCUCUUUGUCUCUCUCACCACUGGGACUAUUUAUUGAGCAUGUAUCCGGAUAGAGACUGGGCCAAAGGAACUCUUUGUUGCAGCCCUUUGGGAUCCCCCAAACACAAGCAGGCAUAAGAUGUCUGAUUGGGAAAAAAAUUGAACUCUUUGAGACCUGUUUCAUUAGGGGAUGGCGUGGCCACAUACCGUGUAAGGAUGAUAGACUCAUGGAUGGGGAACACCAUGUUCCGUUGAAAGCUAGCGGCCUCAUAUACUGCCAAAAAGGAAGACAUUUUAUGUUUGUGAAUAAUCCAACCCACAGUAGUUGUUAAUGUCUAGAGACAAUUGCUGGUUCAAUUCAAGUUGUUGCUCUGUUAUCAUUUGCACAGGAGUAGUCUCAGAAAUUUGUGUCACUGCCUGUAUGUUGCUACUAUUAUGAAACCCAGUAUAUUAUUUUCAGCUUUCUUUUAAAACCAUUGUUAAUUUCCCAAAUACGAUUUCUUUUUAGAUACCACCAACUGUAAAUGCCAUUCCCCAAAUCACACCAGAAACGGAACUGCGGUACCAAGACUGUUGUUGCAGCUGUCCAUAAAAAAAACACCAAAAACACAAAAAAAAAAAAAAA
Molecule: messenger RNA, 3694 nt
Organism: Maylandia zebra (zebra mbuna)
Lineage: Eukaryota; Metazoa; Chordata; Actinopteri; Cichliformes; Cichlidae
Gene: foxp2
Product: forkhead box P2
Biological process (GO): regulation of transcription by RNA polymerase II
Cellular component (GO): nucleus
Molecular function (GO): DNA-binding transcription repressor activity, RNA polymerase II-specific; RNA polymerase II cis-regulatory region sequence-specific DNA binding
Source: RefSeq, a predicted model, not a curated record